AUUAGUGCAGAGACAAACAUGGCCUUAUAAUGUAACAGGAACAUCAAACUCAAUCUUAAUACAUUGCACUCACUGUUCGUAGUUGGUGGCAGCAAGCUUCUUCUCUAUGGCGAUGCCUUUCCAAAACGCAGCGUUUUGAGCGACGCGGCAAUGGCAAUGGCUCUGUCAUACUCUUUGCCGUUGCUUCUUUUCUCUCUGUGGACGGUGGUGUUAACCGAAACGGACCCGAACGAUGUGGGGAUUCUGAACAGUUUUCGAAGUGGUCUGAAGAACAAAGAGCUCUUACCGUGGCCGGAAGAAGGAGGAGACCCGUGUGGGAAUCCGCCAUGGAAGUACAUCUUCUGCAAUGGCAACAGAGUUUCUCAGAUUCAGACCAAGGACUUGGGUCUGGUGGGCCCGCUACCCUCCGACUUCAACAAGCUUUCCAUGUUGGAGAAUCUGGGUCUGCAGAACAACAACCUCACCGGGCCCCUACCCUCCUUCAAUGGCUUGUCAAACUUGAAGUACGCAUUUCUCAACCGCAAUGGGUUUGAAUCCAUUCCCGGAGAUUUUUUCCGGGGGCUUCGAAGUCUGCAGGUGUUGGCUUUGGAUUACAAUAAUCUCAAUGCCUCUUCUGGUGGCUGGGUGCUUCCUCAAACUUUGGAAGAUUCGGCGCAGUUGAGGAACUUUUCUUGCAUGAGCUGCAACUUGGUGGGUCCCAUUCCUGCGUUUCUCGGCUCUUUGGCGUCGCUGGAGGUGCUGCAGCUCUCCGGGAACAGCUUGACCGGGGAGAUUCCGGCGGCGCUGAACGCCGUUCCGGCGUUGCAGAUUCUCUGGCUGAACAACCAGCGUGGCGACGGACUUACAGGGAAAAUUGAAGUUGUUGCGAGCAUGAUUUCGUUGACGAGUUUGUGGCUUCACGGGAAUAAGUUUAGCGGGAGUAUUCCGAUGAACAUUGGGGAUUUGGUCUCGCUGAGGGAUUUGGAUCUUAAUGGGAAUGAGUUUGUUGGGUUGAUUCCGCGUGGUUUGAGUGGGAUGAAGUUGGAGCGGUUGGAUUUGAAUAAUAACCACUUCAUGGGUCCGAUCCCUGAUUUUGCAGCGGAUAAAGUGAGUUUUGAAAGCAAUAAUUUUUGCUUGUCGAAGCCUGGGGCUAUGUGUGCGUUUGAGGUGAUGGCGCUGUUGGAUUUUCUUGGGGGGUUGGGUUACCCUCAGAUUUUGGUUGAUUCGUGGAGUGGCAAUAAUCCGUGUGAUGGGCCAUGGCUGGGGAUAAAGUGCAAUGGGGAUGGAAAGGUGGAAAUGAUUAUUCUGAAUAACUUUAAUCUUAGUGGUACUUUGAGUCCUUCUAUUGCCAAGUUAGAUUCUCUUGUUGGAAUAAGAUUGGGAGGUAACGAUAUCAGUGGUAGGAUACCCAGUAAUUGGACUAGUUUGAGAUCAUUGACGUUGUUGGAUCUGAGUGGUAAUAACAUUUCCCUUCCCUUGCCGAGUUUCGCGAAAGGGGUGAAGCUUGUGAUUGAUGGGAAUCCUCAGUUACAUGGUGCCCCAGCACCAGGUUCUGUUUCUGGUUCUAGUCCUGGUUCUGGUUCUGGUGAGGUUGAACCUCCUUCAUCUGAUAAGCAUAAUCCUAAUCCAUCUAAAGACACUGGUCCCAAUCCAAAGUCUGGCAGUGUCUCUCCUGAGUCAAAUAAUUCCAGAAGGAAAGGCUUGGUUACGAUUGUGGCUCCUAUCGCAGGUGUUGCUGCUGCGGCUUUUGUUCUCAUUCCGCUUUCUGUGUAUUGUUUCAGGAAGAGAAAGGGUGUCUCUGAGAAAGCAGGGUCUCUGGUGAUUCACCCCAGAGAAUCUUCUGAUUCGAACAAUUUGCUGAAGGUUGUAAUUGCUAACGACGGCAAUGGGAGUGUUUCCACAGUGACUGGCUCUGGGACUCUAAAUGGAAGUGCGGAUUCUCAUGUCAUUGAAUCUGGGAACCUUGUGAUAUCGGUUCAGGUUCUUCGAAACGUGACCAAGAAUUUUGCACGGGAGAAUGAGCUUGGACGCGGUGGAUUUGGAGUAGUUUACAAGGGAGAAUUGGAUGAUGGAACUAAGAUUGCGGUGAAACGAAUGGAAUCGGGUGUUAUUACCAGCAAGGCCUUGGAUGAGUUCCAGUCUGAGAUUGCAGUUCUAUCGAAAGUCAGACACCGGCAUUUGGUAUCUCUUUUGGGUUAUUCGGUUGAAGGUAAUGAGAGGAUUCUGGUUUAUGAGUACAUGCCACAAGGGGCUCUCAGUAUGCAUCUGUUCCAUUGGAAGAGCUCGCAACUGGAGCCACUCUCUUGGAAGAGGAGGCUCAAUAUUGCCUUGGAUGUUGCUAGAGGAAUGGAGUAUCUUCAUAGCCUGGCACACCAGAUCUUCAUUCACAGAGAUCUUAAAUCAUCAAAUAUUUUGCUUGGGGAUGACUUUAGAGCAAAAGUCUCAGAUUUUGGAUUGGUGAAACUUGCCCCUGAUGGCAAAAAAUCUGUAGUGACCAGGCUUGCUGGUACAUUUGGAUACUUGGCACCAGAAUAUGCAGUGACAGGAAAAGUCACCACCAAAGCAGAUGUUUUCAGUUUCGGCGUUGUGCUAAUGGAGCUGGUAACUGGAUUAAUGGCACUUGAUGAGGAUAGACCCGAGGAAAGCCAGUACUUGGCAUCGUGGUUCUGGCAUGUGAAAUCAGACAAGGAGAAACUAAUGGCUGCUGUCGACCCUGCCCUUGACAUAAAGGAAGAAAUGUUCGAUAUUGUCUCCAUCGUUGCGGAGUUAGCUGGGCACUGCACUGCCAGAGAACCAAACCAAAGGCCAGAUAUGAGUCAUGUUGUGAAUGUUCUUGGACCGCUUGUUGAGAAAUGGAAACCAUUCGAUGAUGAGACUGAGGAGUAUUCUGGCAUCGACUAUAGUCUUCCCCUCAACCAAAUGGUGAAGGAUUGGCAAGAGACAGAAGGGAAGGAAUUGAGCUAUGUGGAUCUUCAAGACAGUAAGAGCAGUAUCCCUGCAAGACCUACUGGGUUUGCAGAGUCUUUCACUUCUGUUGAUGGCCGCUGAAACAAGUUGUUUGUUGAUUUCUUCAAUGCACCUUUCGAAACCUUAACAUUGCAGAAAACUGUAGACAAAUGUGUUUGCAUUGUGAUGGUUUUGGAGAUCAUGUUAGUCUUGAUGAUGCAGCUACAGUUAUGGUUUUAUACUCAAAACCUUGCUCCUAGUUGUUCCUUUUCUUCACUCUCAGUGUCACUUCUUUUACUGUAAGUGGUGUAGUGGUGGAUUUAAGAGUUUUCAUGUGUAUGCUUUGUAUUUUCAACUCUGAUAUUUAAGAUUCAAUGGUUGUAGAUAAUGAACCACAAUCAAUGAGAGAGCCUGCUAUUUGUUCAUUGAUUACUGUUUCUGCUAUAUUGGACAUGUAAAUCAGUUUAAAGAGCAUUGUACCAAAA
Vigna unguiculata (cowpea) is the source of this 3410-nucleotide messenger RNA. Its product is annotated as receptor protein kinase TMK1-like. Gene Ontology annotation, molecular function: ATP binding; protein kinase activity; protein binding. The record is from RefSeq and is a predicted model, not a curated record. Gene Ontology annotation, biological process: protein phosphorylation. NCBI's taxonomy places the organism in Eukaryota, Viridiplantae, Streptophyta, Magnoliopsida, Fabales, Fabaceae.